AAGCCCAUCUCAUUAGCCGCCCAAUCCCUUCCUGCUUCGCAGACAACUAACGCGAGGCGCAGAAGAAGCUGGAGACGAAGCCUACUGCCGAAACCCAAUCGGAAAGAGAGUGCCGACUGCUGAGAACGCCGCCGGUAGAGGGACGCCGCUGCAGCCUCCAGCCUGUAAUACAGUUCAAAUCUUGAAAGGAAGUGAUAUUCCAAUCACCUGUAGAGAAUGCCUAUGGAUAUGGAUGUUGAAAAAGCAGCAAAGCGGAUACAGGUGCGGUUCGUAACGAAGCUGCAGCCUCCAUUCAAGGUCCCUCCUACUGCCAUAGCCAUUCCAUCAGACCUCACCCGUUUUGGUCUCUCUACCAUUGUCAACAACCUUCUUAAAUCUGGAAAUGAUGAUUGGAAAUCCGAGCCUUUCGAUUUUAUCAUUGGUGGAGAAUUCAUUAGGAUGUCACUCGAAGAGUUCCUCCUUGCAAAGAACAUUUCUGCCGAAAAAAUAUUAGAUAUUGAAUACAUUAAGGCCGUGGCCCCAAGGAAAGAAGAAGAACCUUCUUUGCAUGAUGAUUGGGUUAGUGCUGUUGAUGGCUCAAAUCCCAAGUUCAUUCUAACGGGAUGUUAUGACGGUCUGGGAAGGUUAUGGAAAGCUGCUGGAUCUUGUAGUCAUAUAUUGGAAGGGCAUACUGGUGCAGUGAUGGCUGUUUGUGUUGUCAAGCCCAAAGGAGCUGUAGAUGGCACUGAUGAACUGGUGGCAACCGCUUCAAAAGACAGAACUGUGAGAUUUUGGAAGGUUGAUGCAGAGGAUUUCUUGGAACAACCAAAGAGGAUUAGAUCCUGUAAGGUGUUACGCGGGCAUAAUGCUUCUGUCCAGACCAUAUCAGCUGAUCCCUCUGGGGAAAUGUUGUGUUCAGGUUCUUGGGACUGCAUGAUAAAUUUGUGGCAGGCAAAUGAUUUGAAUGCAUCUGGUGAUACAGUAACCUUUAAGAAAAGAAAAAAAGGUGGUAAAGAAAAUGAUGCUCAAACAGAGGGGGAGGCAGUAUCUACACUCGUUGGUCACACACAAAGCAUAUCCUCUGUGGUGUGGCCACAAAAUGAAACGAUAUAUUCAGCAUCUUGGGACCGUUCUAUUAGAAGGUGGGAUGUUGAGACAGGCAAAGAUACUCUGAACAUGUCUUUUGGGAGAGCCUUUAACUGCCUUCAUGUUGGAGGCGAAAGUUCGGCCCUUAUUGCUGCCGGAUGCUCUGAUCCUGUAUUAAGGAUAUGGGAUCCUCGGAAACCAGAUUCGUCCGCCCCUAUCUUCCAGUUCUCAUCACACAGUUCCUGGAUCUCUGCCUGCAAAUGGCAUGAUAAAUCCUUGUUUCACUUGGCCUCUGCAUCGUAUGACGGAAAAGUUAUGUUAUGGGAUUUGAGAACAGCGUGGCCACUAACUGUCAUUGACUCCCACAAGGACAAGGUAUUAUGUGCUGACUGGUGGAGGGGGGAUAGCAUUAUAAGUGGCGGAGCGGACGCGAAGCUCUGCAUAUCUUCAGAACUUUCAGUGCGGCAGUGACCGAGUAUGCUGUGAAAUUCUGCAGAGAACUAUUUAUCGCCUUUUUGUCUCUCUUCCAGGUGACAAUGGUAAGGCGCUUCAUCCGCUUAACUCUUUUCAUCGAACACGCGCAGAAGAACCCUUAGUUUAUGUUGUGUUUUUCUCCAUUUUUUUCUUUUCAAAAUCGAAAUUCAUAUCGGCCAAAUGGUCUAAAACAUGAAUGGAGAUAAUUUUGGUUAUNCAUUUGGCAGAGAAUCUGAGGCCUGAGGGUGUGAACAAUUCAACAUAAUUGUGCCAUU
Molecule: messenger RNA, 1814 nt
Organism: Cuscuta campestris
Lineage: Eukaryota; Viridiplantae; Streptophyta; Magnoliopsida; Solanales; Convolvulaceae
Source: the annotation of a GenBank genome assembly